CUCACAUCCAAUGGAGAAACACUCUUCAAUUUCCUUGACAUUUAAGGGGUACUUAGCCAAAAUUGUUGACUUUAAUCAUAGGUUCGCACUUUCCUGGAAAUUUCCUAGCCUCCCCUCUUCCUAUACGACGUAAAUUUGCUGCGGAAAAGAUGUGAACUACACUCGAUUGCUUUUCUUGAAGAAAUUUUGCUUACCCACCAUGUGUUUGUUGUUUUGUCCGCUUCGAUAGUAUCCAUUCAAGCUAACAAAUUACAUGGGAUUUGUGAACUGAUUCCUGGUGGGGUUAAGUGGCUUUGUCUGGAGUUCAAUGGAGUAUCUAUACUCAUUCUUUUGAGCGAAGAUUCAAUUAACUUCGUGUUCUUGGUUACUCAACAACAUCAUCGAUAAUAAAAAUGGGCAAUGCUAAUAAUCCGCAGGUGUUAGGAUUCAAUCCCCGUAUUGAAAUGGGCUCGCUAGAGGUGAAGUCAAUUAUCGAGCCACAUGAUCAGAGCACAUCCACUUCCGCAUCAACCAAUAGAAAUAUGCUUUUUAUGAAACAGUUUUCAGAAAAUUGUGACAAAAAACAACUAUGGUGUAAAGUGAUAACCAGCAUAAAGAUUGCUUUAUUCUCUAAUAAGAUUAAUUUACUUAUACCUUUUGGCCCCUUAGCUAUGCUUGUUGAUACCUUGACUGGUAAUCAUGGUUGGGUCUUCUUCUUGAGCUUAUUGGGCAUCAUACCAUUGGCAGAACGUUUGGGUUGGGCUACCGAGCAAUUGGCUUUCUACACCGGGCCUACAGUUGGGGGACUUCUGAAUGCUACUUUUGGCAAUGCGACAGAGUUGAUAAUAUCAAUGUACGCAAUGAAACAUGGUAUGCUACGAGUUGUACAACAAUCAUUACUAGGGUCAAUUUUGUCAAACAUGUUGCUUGUUCUUGGAUGCGCGUUUUUCUGUGGAGGGAUCUUUCUUCCUAAAAAGGAACAGGUUUUUGACAAGUCGAAUGCUGUGAUGAGCUCAGGAUUGCUGUUAAUGGCAGUGAUGGGUCUGUUAUUCCCUGCUGUUCUUCACUUCACACACACUGAAUUGCAUUUUGGAAAGUCAGAAUUGGCCCUUUCAAGAUUUAGCAGUUGUGUGAUGCUUAUUGCAUAUGGGGCCUACCUGUUUUUUCAAUUGACUACACAGAAGACUUCAUAUUCGCCAAUCACUGAGGAAGAUAGCCCAAAAGAAGACAAUUCAGAUGAUGAUGAUGAUAAAGAAUCUCCUGAUAUUUCAAAGUAUGAAUGUGUUAUUUGGCUCAGCAUCUUGACACUCUUCAUUUCCAUUCUUUCAGAAUAUCUAGUCAACACCAUUGAGGGUGCAUCUGUUGCAAUGAAUAUCCCUAUAGCAUUUAUCAGUGUUAUCCUUCUUCCUAUUGUUGGAAAUGCAGCAGAACAUGCAAGUGCCAUCAUGUUUGCCAUGAAAGACAAGCUUGAUAUCUCUUUAGGAGUCGCAAUUGGCUCCUCAACACAAAUAUCUAUGUUUGCUAUUCCAUUUUGUGUGGUUGUUGGGUGGAUCAUGGGGCGUCCUUUGGACCUAAAUUUUCAACUUUUUGAGACAGCAACUCUUUUUAUAACAGUUCUGGUAGUGGCUUUCAUGUUGCAAGAUGGAACAUCGAAUUACUUCAAGGGAGUAAUGCUUGUGUUUUGCUAUUUGAUAGUUGCUGCAAGUUUCUUUGUACAUAUAGACCCUCUAUCUAUACAAGAUAAACCUUAAAAGCUUUGAAUCCAUCAUCAAGAGUUUCAAGUCAAUUGUAUGUUACUACUACUGUGUGAUGUAAAUUGUUACAGAAGAGAAUAAUGAUAAAGAUUUUGAACAGGAGUAAAAUACAUGUUACACUUAAAAG
Lactuca virosa is the source of this 1860-nucleotide messenger RNA. The record is from the annotation of a GenBank genome assembly. NCBI's taxonomy places the organism in Eukaryota, Viridiplantae, Streptophyta, Magnoliopsida, Asterales, Asteraceae.